Molecule: messenger RNA, 2190 nt
Organism: Rangifer tarandus platyrhynchus (Svalbard reindeer)
Lineage: Eukaryota; Metazoa; Chordata; Mammalia; Artiodactyla; Cervidae
Source: the annotation of a GenBank genome assembly
AUGGCCUCCUGCCCAGACUCAGACAAUAGCUGGGUGCUUGCCGGCUCAGAGAGCCUGCCUGUGGAGACCUUGGGCCCUGAAUCUGAGAUGGACCCAGAAUCUGAGAGAGCUCCCCGGGUCCCUCGGAGCCCCUCCAAGGCAGCUGCUGAGGAAUCAGCUGAGACUUUGGAUGGAGGAGAGACUGUGUCCCAGGGUGAGAGCUCCCAAUCUGGGCCCAUUCUGUCAGAGGAGGCUGAGGCCAAGGGUGUCCUGGAAGGUGAUGACCCUGGAAUGGAGACCUCCGGCCCAGGAGACACAGAGGCCCGGGGAGACCUGGAGGAGACCCCUGAGGUGGUAGGCCUGGAACCGGACUCACAGGACCUGGAGGAUCAGAGCCCCCCCCGCAGCCUGCCUUCAUCCCCCAACACAGCUCAGAUCAGGGAGGAGGCCCACCGCUCCAGCAGUGAGGAGGACGACACCGAUGUGGAUGUGGAGGGUCUGCGGAGACGGCGGGGCCGGGAGCCCGGCACUCCUCAGCCCACGGCCACCCUGGGUGUGGAGAGCCAGGGCCAGGGCGAAGGUGCAGGCGGGGAGCUGGGCAUCUCCCUCAACAUGUGUCUCCUCGGGUCCCUGGUUCUGCUGGGCCUGGGGAUCCUCCUCUUUGUUUCAGGAUUCCACUUUCCCACAGGGCCCCUGGAGGGAGUAGACCUGCAGGUCUUGCCAGAUCCGGAGUCUGAUGCUGAGAUGCUGGAGGCUGUGGGGGAUGGGCAGGCAUGUGAUGGACUACAGCAGCUACAGACCUCAGAGCUCCUGGACAGUGUGCCCAGCCUGCAGAACAUGGCCCUUCUGCUGGAUAAGCUGGCCAAGGAGAACCAGGACAUCCGACUACUGCAGGCCCAGCUGCAGGCCCAGAAGGAAGAGCUUCAGAGCCUGAUGCAUCAGCCCAAAGGGCUAGAAGAGGAGAAUGCCCGGCUCCGAGGGGCCCUCCAGCAGGGCGAGGCCUCCCAGCGGGCCCUGGAGUCAGAGCUGCAGCAGCUGCGGGCCCAGCUUCAGGGACUGGAGGCUGACUGCGUCCAGGGUGCAGAUGGGCUGUGUCUCCAUUGGGGCAGAGGCCUGCAGGCUGGCAAGGUUACCAAGGAGCAAGGCGCUACAGGGCAGGAGCCAAGCCCUGGAUUCCUGGAGCAAAAGAAACAGCUAGAGGCUGAGGCCCAGGCAUUAAGGCAAGAGUUGGAGCGGCAGCGGCGGCUGCUGGGGUCUGUGCAGCAGGACCUGGAACGGAGCUUGAGGGAUGCGGGCCGAGGGGAUCCAGCCCAGGCUGGCCUGGCUGAGUUGGGUCACAGGCUGGCCCAGAAGCUGCGGGGCCUGGAGGACUGGGGCCAGCGCCCUGGGGUCCCUGCCAAUGUCUCAGAGGCCUGGCAUCAGAAGCCUCACUUCCAGAAUUCCAGGGAGCGGAGUGGGAAGGAAAAGUGGUGGGAUAGGCAAGGGGACUGGAAGACCGAGCACCGGAAACAUAAGAAGGAGGUAUCUGGCCGGGAGAAGAGCUGGCCUGGUGAGGAGGACAGGGAGCGGGCGGGGAGGUGGAAGGAGGGCAAGCCAAGGGUGGAGGAGUGGGCCAGCAAGAAGGAUGGCAAGCGACAGCGUUCCAAGGAGCCCCCCAGGAAAAGUGGGAGCUCCCACCCCUCCGGAGAAAGGCAGAAACACCCUCGGUGGAAGGAAGGAGCUAAAGACAGGCAUGACCCCCUGCCACUCUGGGCAGAGCUGUCCAAGCACAAGUACCAGGCACCCCAGGGCUGUUCAGGUGUCCGUGAGUGUGCCCGGCAGGAGGGCCUGGCCUUCUUUGGCGUAGAGCUAGCCCCUGUGCAGCAACAGGAGCUGGCCUCUCUGCUGAGGACGUACCUGGCGCGCCUGCCUUGGGCCGGGCCACUGACCAAGGAGCUGCCCCUCUCUCCCACUUACUUCGGUGAGGAUGGUAUCUUCCGCCACGACCGCCUCCGCUUCCGUGACUUUGUAGACGCCUUGGAGGACAGCCUGGAGGAGGUAGCGGUGAGACAAACAGGUGACGACGACGAGGUGGAUGACUUUGAGGAUUUCAUCUUCAGCCACUUCUUUGGAGACAAAGCACUGAAGAAGAGGUCUGGGAAGGGCAAACAUUUGCAGAACUCCAGAGUUGUGGGGCUCAAGGAGGAGCACAGCCCCCACCGCAGGGGCUGA